Molecule: messenger RNA, 2761 nt
Organism: Xylaria bambusicola
Lineage: Eukaryota; Fungi; Ascomycota; Sordariomycetes; Xylariales; Xylariaceae
Product: Zn-finger in ubiquitin-hydrolase
Exons: 2
Coding region: 337-2499 (720 amino acids)
Biological process (GO): Ras protein signal transduction; protein ubiquitination
Cellular component (GO): cytoplasm
Molecular function (GO): zinc ion binding; ubiquitin protein ligase activity
Source: RefSeq, a predicted model, not a curated record
GUUAGUCAUAUGGAACUAUCUAAGUGCUAAGUAGUUAGUGGGCGAAGGUGACACACAAAGCUUUUUCGAGCCAAGUCGUACAUACUAUGUAAAGGGCCUCUACACUAUGGUCUGUCUCUAUAGGCAGGCACCGCAGUAUUUUAUGUCUUGUAAUGAUCAUGUGGCUUCCUUGUAUGACAGUGCUUCAGCGGCUGGACCACCACAAGAUCCUGUUACCUCCUUGACAUGAACACUGUUCUGCUACCUUCAGUUUCGCAUGUUGUAUUGGUUUGCGAGGUGGCAUGCGGUCUGAUCAGCCGCAUUCAGCCUUGCGCCUAGGAGGUUGACACAUAGGCUAUGCCUUCUUACUUCUAUCAUAUCAAAUUGGAGCUUUAUAACAGCCCCCAGCCGAAGACCUGGGCAGAUACAAGAUCUCAGGCGGCUUCUCGUACGAUCUGGCUGCCGGGAGAGAGUUCGAACAUAUUCGAUACGCUCCCGGCACAUCCUCGAGAUCAUUCCGCCUCGCCCAACCAUCACGCGCGAAACCUAUAUACUAAAUCUAGUGAGCUUACGACAACGACUUAUCCGGUCAUCGAUAACGGCGUAAUUGAUUGCGGCGCGCCCCGGCCCGCUGAAGUUCACGACGAAGGGGACAUUCCCGGUCCUUUCGUGCCGCGGCAACAACGAAGUGCUCUGGAUUUGCCGUUGCCACAUCCGGUUGCAUCUUUAGGUCCACAUAUUGCCACCAAAGACUGGCGAUUUGCACAGAUCAGAGUAGAGAGUAUCGACCUAGAUGGUCAACGGCAUAGCAACGCCAUGACCGAUAUGCCUAUCAUUGCCGCCGCGGCUGCUACUGUCGGCCCGUCGAUGGGCGCUGCGGGCAAAGCUACGAAAGCAUCGUAUUUUCCACUUAGAACGGCUAAAAACACAAACCUCGGCUGGGGUAUUGUACAUCUAUACCGCGAGGGAAAUAAGACCCCAGAGCUUCGUCUCCCGCCUGAAGAAGAGCCACGGGAAGACCAAAGUCAAGCUCAGCUCGAUUGUACAACCGUAUGCAUUCCGGCGGUACCUAGCUAUCUCUCCCCUGGCGAUUUUCUCGGUUUCAUAGGGGACAAGUGGAGGGUUUAUAUCAGCCAUUACCGUAUGAUCAUGACUGGUCGAAUGAACCGGUACCUCGUCCUCAUGAAAUUUCGCGAUAGCAAACAAGCCAGGUUAUUUGGGAAAGAGUUUGAUGGUAGAGUCUUUAACCAUGUAGAGCCAGAAACUUGCAAUGUCGCCUUCAUAAGAUCCAUCACCUUCGAUACACAGACAGCGCCCAACGCCAGUUUUCCAGGUCUUAACCAUGAUCCCUUCAUGCCGUCCACUGUGCCAGAGUAUAAUUCUCUGAAGCCCUUCCCACCGCCGACGCCCGAUCUGAUCGAACUCCCCACCUGCCCCGUUUGCCUCGAGCGAAUGGACGACACUACAGGCCUACUCACAAUUCUCUGUCAGCACGUUUUCCAUUGUUCCUGCCUCCAGAAAUGGCAGGGUGCUGGGUGCCCUGUAUGCCGACAUACAAACACACUGAAUAACACCACGGGCUUAUAUCUGUCACCCAACGCUACUUCCACGACGUCAUACGGACCAGAAAAGCCUUCCGCACAACCUUUCGGAUCCAAUGUUUCCAACCUCUGUUCAGUUUGUGACUGCACUGAAGACCUUUGGAUUUGCCUAAUAUGUGGUAACGUAGGGUGUGGUAGAUACAAAGGGGGGCAUGCAAAAGGACAUUGGAAAGAUACAGCACACACAUUCUCUCUCGAACUAUCUACUCAGCACGUAUGGGACUACGCAGGCGAUAUGUGGGUUCACCGGCUAAUCAGAGACAAAGGUGAUGGUAAACUGGUUGAUCUUCCUGGACACCACGAAACAGGGAGCAGAGACCAAGGCGAGGAUGUAGUGCCCCGAGCUAAAUUAGAUAACAUUGCGAUGGAAUACACGCAUCUUCUUACGAGUCAAUUGGAAAGUCAACGUCUCUAUUUCGAGGAGAUGUUAUCGAAGGCAGUCGACAAAGCAGCCAAGGCAUCGGCUCUCGCCGAGAGAGCGACGGCUCAGGCCUCGGAUGCCCAGAAAGAGUUGCGGGAGAUUAGAGUGGAGCAGCAGAACAUGCGGGCCGAGAUUAUCCCAUCACUUGAGAAGGACCUGCAACGCGAGCGUAGCCGUGGGACCAAGUCGACAGACCUGGCGCGAAACCUAGGCAAGAGCCUCCAGGAGGAGAAAAAGGUUUCAGAAGGGCUGAUGAAGCGCAUCGAGCACAUCAGCAAAGAGGUCGAAAAUCUUGAUCAGCAAGUUGCUGCAUUGAAGGUAGAAAAUGCAGAUUUAAAGGAUCAAAACCACGACUUAACUAUGUUCAUCUCGGGCCAAGAAAAACUGAAGGAAAUGGAAGCUGAAGGACAGCUCGCGGAAGGGGAGAUACAAGAGGGCAGCGCCUCGGUUCCCGAAGAUAAGAAGCGACGCAAAGGAAAGGGAAAAGCAAAGAAGUAGAGUUAGUUGCCUUAAUGGCAAAUGAUCGUACUGGAUACCUAAGUAGGUAGGUUAGCGAAGGUAUCGUGAGGAAGGCCAUAAGUAGCUUCGAAGAGCUUCUUGGCCCCACGAGGAGCUACAGUACAUUGAGGACUAGGUACCUAGGCAUCCACUUUAACGAAUGAAUUUAGAUCACCCCAUUGUCACAUGCCAACGAUCCAUAGGAUAAUCGUCGUGACUGAGAUUUAAUUAUGAGAUGAGUUUUUUUUUUUUUUUUUUUUUU